GUAUUGUACUUUAGGCUGUAGCGACCCGUCAAAGAAAAAUCAAAGAAGAAAGCAAAACACAAAAAAGAAGGGAGGCAACCAGGACACGGAAGUGGCUGAAUUUGUUGUCCCAUUUUCCUCACCGCUCUUUUUUUUUUAAAUCCAAAAUAAACAGCAGAAGCCCCCAGACAGGCGCGAUGAACCUGGAAAGACUGCCAAAUGAGGAGAAACUGAGUCUGUGCAGAAAAUAUUAUUUAGGAGGAUUCGUUUUCCUGCCGUUCCUGUGGCUCGUCAACGUCGUUUGGUUUUUCCGGGAGGCUUUUGUAAAACCGGCCUACACUGAACAGGUGCAAAUAAAAACAUAUGUCAAGCGCUCAGCAGCGGGGUUGCUGUUCUGGGUCGCAGUCCUCACCACCUGGAUCACGAUUUACCAGCACUACAGAGCCCAGUGGGGGGAGGUGGGAGACUACCUCUCCUUCACAAUUCCGCUGGGCAUUCCUUGAACCUCUCUCUCUUUUUUUUCAUGCAUUUCAUUCUGAGAUGAAACUACGUUUUGAAUAUGUUCAUCAAAUCAGUUGUUAAAUGUGUUUGUAUUUCUAAAUGCUACAAACAAAUAAAUUCUGGAUCGGAACGUUCAGAUUUAAUGUUAUUUUGUGCUAGACCGAAACGACUUGUCAACGAUGAAACCGUGUUAAGUUGACUUUCCCCAAAUGUCUGUGGAUGAGCACUGCAUUGCCCUUAUUUUAAUGGCAAAUAAAAUCUAUAAUCCGU
This is a messenger RNA of Syngnathoides biaculeatus (alligator pipefish), 750 nucleotides long. It is a transcript of the gene psenen, whose product is annotated as presenilin enhancer, gamma-secretase subunit. The record is from RefSeq and is a predicted model, not a curated record. NCBI's taxonomy places the organism in Eukaryota, Metazoa, Chordata, Actinopteri, Syngnathiformes, Syngnathidae. The coding region runs from base 177 to 482 and encodes 101 amino acids. Gene Ontology annotation, cellular component: gamma-secretase complex. Gene Ontology annotation, biological process: Notch receptor processing. The transcript has 4 exons.